AUCUCUCAGUCGGAACCAGAGGGGUGGGGCCAGUGGGAUUUGCCCGCUGGCGGUUCUGGGCUUUGGAUGCAAAUAUAACGCCGCUGUGACUUCGCUCGUCUGCGUGGAUGCAGCUCGACGCAUCUCUGGACUCUAACGGAGGGGGCAACUGACGGGGGCGUCGGUGCGAAUGCGUCCAUUCGCGGAGCUCGUCAAGAGUGACGCGUUGCAUCGUAAUAUCUGUGUAUAAAUGUGUUCUUUGAAUACUUUUAAACAACCUUUCUCGGUGUGUUAUCAACAUCAUCUCCACUGCGCAGGAACUCGAGAGAGGGGGGAGAGAGAGAGAGAGACAGAGAGAGAGAGAGAGAGAGAGGAGAAGUGAAACGGUUCGUGUUUCUUUUUAAAUGACGGCAGACAGAAGUUUGAUGAUGGGGGGCUCCUGGAGGAGGAGGAGUUGUUUUUUCACCCAACGACUAACGGAUUUUCCCUUAUAAAAAAGGAAAUUGAGCAGUGACCGCUCAAUGAACGGCGACACCCGGGGACCCCGAGGUACAGGUUCCCUUCCUAACCUGCUGGUCCAGCCUGUGAUUCAUGGGUUGAACCCCCACCACCGUGACCUCCAUCCCACAGCCCUUCUUCAGGGGAGGGUCUGCCAGCAGCCGCGGUGCCAGUGUGAAGGUUUUUCGUGCCUUGGACUUAUUUGGACUUGCAACAACGGUUUUGCCCCGCGCCUCGCAGCAGAGACCGGAGUGAACGACACACAGAGAGCCUGAGGACGAAGGGGGGGACAGGGUGAAACAGAGACACAGAGGAGAGGAGGAAUCAUCCGUCCCAACAGGAGAGAGGUCCACUUGUCCCACAAAGGAAAGGGGUCCCCCCCCUACCUGAACCAUCUGGUCACGGGGGGGAAGGCAACAGGGACUAUGCAGCUGGGACUGGUGGCGCUGGCAAUAAUCUUCAUCAGCUCUAUGGGUCAUAGUGACGAUCUGAAGCUUUCAAAGGCAAGAAGGCAAAGACGGGUUAGUACUGAGGGGCCGCCAUCUUGUCCCAAAGGCUGUGACCGAUGCUCUGAGUACAAUGGCUGCAUCAAGUGUAAGCCCAAGCUCUUCAUCUUCCUGGAGCGCAAUGACAUCCGUCAGAUCGGUGUGUGCCUCGCUUCCUGCCCCGUGGGAUACUUUGGAAUGAGGAACCCUGAAGGCAACAACAGAUGCACCCAAUGUAAAAUAGACAACUGUGAAGCAUGUUUCAAUCGCAAUUUUUGCACAAAAUGUAAGGAGGGCUUGUAUUCGCACAGCGGACGAUGUUAUGUAAGCUGCCCCCCGAGCCUGCGCACCAGCAAUGAGACCAUGGAGUGUGUUGGUCAGCGUGCUUCAGACUGUGAAUUGGGCGAGUGGAGCCAGUGGAGUUCUUGUAUGAAGAAGAACAAAACGUGUGGAUUUAAAAAAGGAUCACAGUCUCGGCUUCGUUCGCAGCUCUCCACCUCUGACACCUCCCUGUCCUUUGUGCCCUCACAGGCCUGUGCGCCACAGACAGAGAGAAGGAAAUGUGUUGUGACAAGGAUACCCUGUAGCAAAGAAAGAAAGAAUAAAGGCGACCAGUCUGACGAGUCAAACCAGAGACAGAGGGACAACACCCGAGGGCGAGGACGACAAGGGAAAGACGGCGGUCGAGGUGGAGGAACUGGCGGUGGGAAAAGGAGGAAAGGCCAAAGCAGAACGACAACUGUUGCUGGCAUCACAACCAGCUCCGUCACCUAAAGUCCAGCACUGGCCCGGUGAGGCUGAGGCUAAGGCGCACACACAGAUGGCGGCCUUGCCCGGCGGUGCCAGAAAUGAGGUGAAGGAACGGAUAACUGCUGCUAUGAGUUGUAAACAAGGAAACAAAAGACUGAAGGAUGGCUUGAAGUGAGCUCAAUGAAUCAACAAACUCGACCCUGAAAAGACUUUUCUCCGUGGUAUUCUGGAAGACAUUUUUCAUCCAAUUGUGAGGGAUCACUGUUGGAGAGGCGAAGCCACAGUGCUGAUUGUGGUUCUUUUGGUGAACUGGAGAAGUUUAAGGCAGAACCAAAGCUGGAAGCCCUAAUGAAAAUGCUGGACCUCUUCACGCCGCUCUGGUUUGUUGUGUCGUUGCGUUUCGAUCGUGUUUUAAUCACAACGUGUUCUGAGUUUGUUCUGGUGUUGUUUUAAGGCGGCAGAUAGAUUUUUUUCUAACAGCUACUGACUGUGAAAAAAAAGGCAAGAGAACAAAAGAGGAUUUUUAAGAAGAAUCUAAAAGGCACUGGAUAUCAUUUGGGGGUUGGCGAAGACAGAAGGGUUUUUGAUGAGGGGUCGACUACAAAAUCAGCCUGAGGAGGGCGCGGAUUACUGCAAGUUCAACUCAUGCUCUUGUCCUUCAUGUUUGUCCUGAAACAGACUUUGCCAUUUGAUAUCUUUGUUGAUUUGGAUGUGAUGUUCAUGUAUCGGAAAAUAGCUCAGCACAGCAACAAGGAAUUAAAAAUAAGACAAAUAUUUGCAUGGUACAAGGUUACAAGUGCGUGCCAUUGUGCAUGCCACCGUGUGCGCGCGCGCGGAUGUGCGUGUGUGCGUCUCUGCCCACUGCCUGUUGUCUUUCAUGUGUUUCUUCUGGGAAUCACUUUUCUUGUCAACUCAACAUUCUUGCCUGAACGUUGCGCUAAUGCUCGCAUAUAUGUGCUAAUAUGGGUCUCAUACAUACAAUAACAUAACUAAGGUCUGAACGUUAAGAGCACAGAUGUGCACAGUCAUAUCCCAUCAUGCAGUAACCAGCCAGCCACAGAGUAUUAUAUAAGCCAUGGAAUCAUCAGCUGCUCUGUAACCAUGUACACGUCUGCCGCAGGGUCUGAAGAUUUUUGCACAACUGUAAUGUUUUCUACUGCUCAUCAUUCAGAACCGUCGCCGUCAUCAUACACACCUAUAUCCUGACAGCUGUCACCGCAGCAACGCCACUGCAGACGUGUUUCCUUUCUGCCUGUCUGUGGCGAACCCUGCGGGUCUGAAGGCAGACCUGUCAUCUGCUACGUUAUUCUUCAUACUAUGGAUUGUGAUCGUAAAUAUGUCACACUGUUUAUCAUCAACCGAGAGAAAUACUAGUAUCAUCAUGUAUACCUUCUUCAGUGAAAGUCUAAAUAAAGCGCAGACCAAGCUGACGGUACUUCAU
Molecule: messenger RNA, 3153 nt
Organism: Cynoglossus semilaevis (tongue sole)
Lineage: Eukaryota; Metazoa; Chordata; Actinopteri; Pleuronectiformes; Cynoglossidae
Gene: rspo1
Product: R-spondin 1
Exons: 7
Coding region: 903-1736 (277 amino acids)
Source: RefSeq, a predicted model, not a curated record